Molecule: messenger RNA, 693 nt
Organism: Arctia plantaginis
Lineage: Eukaryota; Metazoa; Arthropoda; Insecta; Lepidoptera; Erebidae
Source: the annotation of a GenBank genome assembly
AUGAAUUCUCCGUACGAAAUAUCUGAUGAUGAUGAAAGCUUCGCUGAUCCUCAGUGUUCUAAAACGCAGAAAAAUGAUUAUGAAUCAAUAUUAAUCAGUAGUGAUGAGGAGCCCUCAACCUCCCGUAGUUUUGAUACAUCCUGUGACCAAGCUUUCGAGGAUGAACUACCAGAAGUAGUGAUUAUUCAGAAAAAGAAUGCUAUCGCCAAACUGUUUACCAUGAAAAAUGAAAAUAAAGAAAAUAAAGGACCAAAGAAGAAACCAGGUGUAAAAGUAUUGUUUCCUCCUAGUAGCCACACGAAUGAUGUGAACACAAGUCCACCGCCUGUAGUUCCACAUAAGACUUUAUGGAUUGGAGGAGUUAAUGUUGCAUUUCCAGUCAGCCCGUAUGGCAGCCAAAUAGCAUUGAUGUAUAAGAUUAUCCAAGGCAUCAAGGAGUCCAAGAACUGCAUCUUGGAAAGUCCAACGGGUUCUGGCAAAACACUAGCUCUUUUAUGUGGUGUACUAGCUUGGCAACAGGCUGAAUACAAUCGUAUUUCUCAGCAAACAGCAAAAAAACAAACUCGAGACUACUACAAUCACUAUCCUGAACUGCAGAGAGAAGAUGUCACCGACUACAUAGCCACACAAACCUCAGAGAAGACUAAUAUCACGCCUGAAAAGCUCUUCAGCAAAACUCAAUUUGGUGAGUAG